CGCUCGGCCGUGGACGAUCAGCAGGAUGAUCGACCGAUGGGCGGCUCGCAUGGCACCGUGAUGGCUCGCCAAGCCGUGACUGCGCUCGGUUGAGGUUGCUCGAUUUAUGGUACUUUUCAAUGAUGUUUGUGUAUUUAAGCCACGUGCUUAUUGCAUUUCACGGCACGCACGGAAAUGGCAUGACAAUUGAACGGUGAUCGCACCCCGCACCCACCCAGUCCAACAAUGUCAGCGGAAAAUCUUGAGGCAACCCAGGGAUCCGGCUUCGACGGCCUAGAGUGGGUACAGGAUGGGAUUUGGGGCGCGGAGCCUCGCUGGACUAUUGAGCCGGAUGAGGAAGCCAUCCAGCAGACUGUACGGUCUUCGUUGAACCUGCCCCCCGGCCCCUGCGAUAUCGAGUUUCUCGCACAAGGCGCGUUCAACAAGGUUUUCGUUCUCAGGCUUGCUGGGAAGGAGGUCAUUGCCCGCGUUACGUUACCAGUCGAUCCCGGAUGGAAGACGCUCAGCGAGGUGGCCACUCUGGCAUGGGUCGGCCACAACACAAGCUUGCCAGUCCCUAAGGUUCUUUCAUUUCAGGCCGACAGGGCCAGCACUAUCGGGUUCGAGUGGAUCGCCAUGUCUAAGAUGCCUGGUACCUCGCUUCGCGAUCGGUGGAGGGACGUUACCUUUUCGGCCAAGGAACAGAUUGUCCGCCGGCUCACCUUGUUCUGCUCCGAGACAUUUAGGGCCCAGCUUCAGGGUAUUGGAAGCUUGUUCUUCGACAAUACGGGACCAUUGGCACCUGCUAUAUGUUCAGCAAAGACCCAGUCUGUCUACAGCGGUUCGAUUCCAUCCCAAGACCGCGAUUCGUUUCGGAUCGAACGAAUUGUCUCUGCUGAAUUCAUUUGGGACAGCCGCAUCCACAUACAAGUCCCUCGUGGCCCUUUCGAAUCUAGCAAGGACUGGAUGCUUGCUCGACUUUCACUCGCCGAGGCAGUCUGUCGCGACAAAUUGAACCGCUUGCAGAACAGAAAUUCAUCGUCUCCGGCGGAAGCUGACCGGGGUGCCGGGUUAGAGGAUACAGAAAGGGGGGAUGAGCCAGAAGGAACGGGGAGCAAGGAAGAAGAGGAGGAGGAUGAAGACGACAUCGAGGAACUCGAACACACCAUGGACAUCAUUUCACGGCUCAGAAGGCACCUGGACGACUUCUUCCCUCCUCUCGGCCCGGAGCCCGACCCGACCAUCAUCUUGCACGACGACCUCUCCCACCAGAACAUUUUGGUAGACAACGAGGGCAACCUGACAGCAGUGGUAGACUGGGAAUGUAUCUCGGCUGUUCCGCGCUGGAUGGCCUGCCAGUUCCCUCCCCUCCUGCAAGGAAAGCACCGCAGCGAAGAGCCCAUCAAGGCCAUAUACCAGCACGAUCAGGAUGGAAAUGUCGCUGAGCUUUUCUGGGAACAUCUUGAUGACUACGAGCUGACGCAGCUCCGCCGUGUCUUCCUCGGGGAGAUGGAGAGAUUGGAGCCGGAGUGGGUCGAGAUAUUCGAGUCGAGCCAGCGACAGAGAGAUUUCGACCUCGCCGUUACUAGUUGCAGCGAUGAGUUUCUGAUGCGUAGGAUCUGAGGCUGGCUCGAUGAUAUAGAAAGCGGCGUUGAGGGCUUUGAGGGCUUGGAAGAAAGGAUCGACAAUGCAUCGCUUUGAAGCAAUGAAGGGGAAAGGGGCUUUAUGUAUAUGUUAGAGCUAGUAGUACUGAGUACAAUCAAUAAACCCUCGUUCCAUAUUCUCA
Messenger RNA from Gaeumannomyces tritici R3-111a-1, 1765 nucleotides. RefSeq lists its product as hypothetical. Lineage: Eukaryota; Fungi; Ascomycota; Sordariomycetes; Magnaporthales; Magnaporthaceae. The record is from RefSeq and is a predicted model, not a curated record. The coding region runs from base 226 to 1602 and encodes 458 amino acids. The transcript has a single exon.